AUGGCCUUGCCUCAAUUAAUUCUGUGUAUUGCGCUGCUAUCAUGCUCUCACGGUGCAACCAUUAUUAACAAUAUUACACCGACAACAGGCAGCACGGCAGGAGGCACCCGAGUCACAAUUUAUGGGGAAGAAUUCAGUCAAGAUCAAUUCAAUUAUGAUGUCCCUUCUCGUGGCAAUAUCGUAUACCUCUCUUCAGAUCGAAACUUACUAAGAUGUGAUGUUAUCACCUACUUAAGUAACACAAAAAAAAUCGUCUGCGAUACACGACCUUCACCUUCCUCUGAAGUAUAUAAAUUGAUCCUUUUCGUUGACGGUGUAAGAAUUUCCGAAAAUAGUGGAGCAUACUGUGGCAGUCAAUGUAAUUACCAGUAUUCAGAAAGUGUUUCACCGACUAUAACUGCCAUAUUACCGAAAAGUGGUUUACCGGGAACCAUAAUAACAGUAAAAGGUCGAAUUUUUACCAAUUCUGUUAACAGUAUUCAAGAACUUGAAAACGAUGCCACCGAUGUCAAGGAGAUUGUAAGAUACGGCACUGCAAUGAAUUCUGAAACAUCUACCGAAGGCUACAUCAAAUGCAAGCUAUCAACCACAAUAAUCGGUAAAUAUAAGUUUUAG
Messenger RNA from Trichoplax adhaerens, 615 nucleotides. RefSeq lists its product as uncharacterized. The record is from RefSeq and is a predicted model, not a curated record. The coding region runs from base 1 to 615 and encodes 204 amino acids. Lineage: Eukaryota; Metazoa; Placozoa; Uniplacotomia; Trichoplacea; Trichoplacidae. The transcript is spliced from 7 exons.